Messenger RNA from Harpegnathos saltator (Jerdon's jumping ant), 1383 nucleotides. RefSeq names its product prolyl-tRNA synthetase 2-like protein, mitochondrial (gene ProRS-m). The transcript is spliced from 6 exons. Gene Ontology annotation, cellular component: cytoplasm; mitochondrion. Gene Ontology annotation, molecular function: ATP binding; proline-tRNA ligase activity. Gene Ontology annotation, biological process: prolyl-tRNA aminoacylation. Lineage: Eukaryota; Metazoa; Arthropoda; Insecta; Hymenoptera; Formicidae. Bases 1 to 1305 code for a protein of 434 amino acids. The record is from RefSeq and is a predicted model, not a curated record.
AUGACAAAUAAAAUAGUUAUUAAUUUAGCCAGAACAUCCAAGAUAUUUCAACCUUUACCAAGCGGAAUAUUUGCUAAUAAAGAUAAAACAGAAAUUUUAUCUAAAAGUUACAAGUUAAUGAUUAAUUAUGGAAUUAUUAAAUCAGUUAGUACUGGCAUGUAUUCUAUAUUACCAUUGGGAAUGCGAGUUUUAAAUAAGUUAAUCAAAAUCAUUGAUAAAGAAAUGACAGAUUUGGGUGCAGAGAAAAUUAUGCUACCAGCAUUAACUUCUGCUAAACUGUGGAAGAAAUCUAAUAGAUAUAACUCUAAUAAAACUGAACUAUUUACUGUUACUGAUAGACAUGACAAAGAAUAUAUAUUAAGCCCAACAUAUGAAGAAGCAAUCUGUGACUUGGUAUCAGCAACAUAUUUGCCUGAAAAAUCAUUACCUUUGAGAUUGUAUCAAAUUUCAAGCAAGUGGCGAGAUGAAAUGAAACCACGGCUUGGUUUUAUACGUAGCAGAGAAUUUAUCAUGAAGGACUUAUAUACAUUUGACACUACUUUGAAUAAGGCACAAGAUACAUACAAUCUGGUUUGCGAAUCUUAUAGUAAUAUUUUUAAACAGAUUGGUAUAGAUCAUAUGAAGGCGGUUGGCGAUGUUGGAACAAUUGGGGGUUUAUCGUCACAUGAAUACCAUUAUAUCUCUGAUAUUGGUGAAGAUGUUAUACUUUGGUGCUCUUCAUGCAAUUAUACUAUUAAUGAAAUAAUUUCCAAAAUAACAACUUGUCCAGAGUGUAAAGGUGAAUUACAGCGACAUAAUUCCGUCGAGAUAGGACAUACGUUUUUAUUAAAUACAAAAUAUUCGCAACCGUUAAAUGCAAUGUACAUAGAGAAUAAUAAAUUAAAACCUAUGAUAAUGGGUUGUUAUGGUCUGGGAGUAAGUCGUAUUUUCGCAUUAAUUGUUGAGAUACUAUCGACAAAUAAUGAGAUGAGGUGGCCUACAAAGUUAGCACCAUAUACAGCAUGCAUCAUACCUCCAAAGACUGGAAGUAAAGAAGAAUAUAUAUCUGCCUACAUUGAGCAACUGUUCGAGAUUCUCCAAAAACGUGAUAUCGACACAAUAUUGGAUGAUCGCACACAAUUCACAAUCGGUAAACGACUUGUAUAUGCACGUGCAAUUGGUUAUCCUUAUAUAAUUGUUAUUGGCAAAGCGGCAACUCAGUCGAUACCCUUAUUUGAAAUUCACGACAUAAACAAUUCAGUUUCGCAUAAAUUAUCAUUGGAGCAAAUAAGUGGUUUUUUCGAUAAUGUAAAUUUGCAAGAUUAAACGAGAAUAUACAUAUAGGACAUGUGUAUGUGUGUGUGUGUGUGUAUCUAUAGAAAGUGAGGAAACUAAAUAUUAACG